Molecule: messenger RNA, 2007 nt
Organism: Gavialis gangeticus (Gharial)
Lineage: Eukaryota; Metazoa; Chordata; Crocodylia; Gavialidae
Product: fibrinogen-like protein 1-like protein
Exons: 2
Coding region: 1108-1953 (281 amino acids)
Source: RefSeq, a predicted model, not a curated record
GGAGCCUAUCCUGCUUCUGGAAAGAAAAGAAAUUUGGCACGCUUGCACUGAUCAGAAAGGCUUCUAGAACUCCUAUGUUUUGCCUUCAUUAGAGCUUUUAAUGGGGGGCCCAGCCACUGACUGAGUUCAGCUGCAGUAAAUUUAUCCUUCGUGAGUAUGGGAAACUUUUGUUACCCAUAUUCAAUCAAAGCUGCUAUUGAAGUAGGAACUUCUGUUGAAGUAGGAACUCCUGUUGAAGUUAGUGGGUAUUUGCCUAUGUGAGGACCAUAGCUUUUAGUUCAAUAAUAAGACCGAGCUCUCUAGUCCUUCAUGCUGUUUGACAAUUGUUAAUAUAGGACCCAUAAUCUAAGGAGAGGGGAAUAAGUAAUUCAAUUUUAAUUAAACAUAUUUAACUGUCUGCAAUAAAUCCUUGUAGUUUUCUUUAGGGAAGGCUUGGCUGAAGUGGUGUGCUUUUACUUUUUUUAUUGUGGGCUGAUUUUCUUUACCUGCCCUCAACCAAUCUGAACUGUUAUCUACAGAUGAGAAUGGAAAUUUAUAGAAACAGUAUUGCAGCUGCAUGAAAGUAAACUCUAGGAUGCCCCAUGGCAAUCGCAAUAGUUAGUAAACUAUGCUGUCUAGUAGUUUCAUCUGUAGAUAGUUUGAGAAGCUAGUAUUUUGCAUGUUCUAGUUCUUACUUCUGGGCCCCAGUUUCAUUACAAAUCUGGUUCAGGGAAAUAACAAGCAUCAGAUCUGAUAAAUGUGAGCUGUGCUUUUUAAAUUGAAACUUUGCCAUUACAUUAUUUUCUAUCAGUUUUUAUCACAUACAAAAUUGUGUUAUGUCACCUUGACUGAUCCGGUACAAAGAAACAAGAUGAGACACAAUGACAGGACACAGUGCUACACAUCAGAAACAUCAUCCAUCAGAAAUGCAAUCUGAUGCAUUAAGAAAGGGGAGAGUGUGAGAGGGGAAAAGCUAAUUUUGGCAGAGACUGGAUAUGUUGAAAGCAGGUGCUUCUUUUUAUCCUCCAAGAGUUUCUUUCUGCGAGUAAUAAAUCUUUUAAUUUUAAAUGCCAGUCUGUGUUGUAUUUUUGGUGUGUAUUUCUGCAGAGGGACUGACUGAGAGAAAAGAUGAAGCUGAAAAGUUCACUGGGAUUUAUUCUUCUAUUCCUCUCUAAAUGUGAUGUGUUGACAAGUGCUGAAGAGGCUGUGGAGCUUGCUAAUGCCCACCUUCUCCCUCAAAGAGGCUACGAGAGACUGGGUAACAACAAUGAGAAAGAAUAUCCAAGGGAUUGUUAUGAGAUUUUUCAACGCUCUGAAAGAAACUCCAAAGAUGGUCUUUAUGUCAUUCAGCCAAUGAAAGAUCCUAUUGUUGUCUACUGUAAUAUGCAAGAUGGUGGCUGGACAGUAAUCCAGCACAUUACAGCCAAUAGUACUGUGGAUUUUGAUAGGACUUGGGAGGAUUACAAAUAUGGUUUUGGCUCAGUUCAUGACAAUUACUGGUUAGGGAAUGAAUACAUGCAUCAGUUAACCAGCAGCUCAAGGCCAUAUACACUUAGAGUCAAACUUGUAGACCUAAAUGCUGAAAUCAAAUGGGGAGAGUAUGACCCAUUCUACAUUGAAAAUGAAGAGUCUCAAUACAGGAUAAGGGUUGGUCUAUACAAAGGUAAUGCUGUGGAUGCUCUGACGCAGGACACAGAAGCUUAUCUCCAUGACAACCAGAAAUUCACAACCAAAGACAGAGACAAUGAUAAUUAUUUUCAGAAUUGUGCUAAACUAGAGUACAAUGGCAUUCCAGGUGGAGGCUGGUGGUACGAUGCUUGUGCUGGAGCAAAUCUAAAUCGCAAGAAUGUUAUAUACUGGCAAAAGGACUGCAACAAAGACCAUAUGUGCAAGUUUGCAUGGAUGAUGGUCAAGCCCAGUGACUAUGGCCAAUGUACCACAAAGGCUUGUCCUUGUCAUAAAGAUGAAUUAUAAAUAACACAACUACAUUUUAAAGGGAUGUCAUCAAUGACACUUGUAAAAAAUCUA